CGCCUGGUGCAGCGCGGUGGCGUCCGGCGUGGCGCGGCAGGCGAUUGGAUGAGGCCGUGUGUGCGUGGUGACGCGCGUCGCGGCGGUGCGGGUCCCGAUUGCUGCAGCCGCUUGUCAGUGUGACGAAGAUUGGCACCCAGGGAAGAAAAAUGGAGGCUUCUCUGCUUGUUGCUGAAAAUGCAUAUGAAAAUAAGCAAAGGAAGAUAAACUUGACCAUCAGAAAUUCUUCAGGUAUGAUGAUUUGACUUUAUAAGAACCCUAAGUAACCAUGAUGGCAACGCAGACAUUAAGUAUAGACAACUAUCAAGAUGGGCAACAAAUGCAAGUAGUAACAGAAUUAAAAACUGAGCAGGAUCCAAACUGCUUGGAAGCAGAUGCAGGAGGACUGAGUCCUUCCCCGGUAGAGUCCCAGACUCCGAUGGAUGCAGAUAAGCAGGCUAUUUACAGACAUCCACUGUUCCCCCUAUUAGCACUAUUAUUUGAAAAAUGUGAACAAUCCACACAAGGAUCAGAAGGCACAACGUCUGCAAGUUUUGAUGUAGAUAUUGAAAACUUUGUUAGGAAGCAGGAGAAGGAAGGAAAACCAUUUUUUUGUGAAGAUCCAGAAACAGAUAAUCUAAUGGUAAAGGCAAUUCAGGUUCUACGAAUUCAUCUGCUUGAGCUAGAAAAAGUUAAUGAGCUCUGUAAGGAUUUCUGUAGUCGCUAUAUUGCCUGUCUGAAAACGAAAAUGAACAGUGAAACUCUGCUAAGUGGAGAAUCUGGGAGUCCUUAUUCACCUGUACAACCCCAGUCCAGCAACUUUAAACAUGAUAGAGAUAGCUUGGAUUUGCUGGAGCAGCUGUCUUCAUGGAAAGAGUCACCAGAAAAUCCAAUUCAAAGUGCCAUCACAGGUACGCUCAGUCCCCAGGGGAUUAUGGUACCUGCAUCAGCCUUGCAGCAGGGAAAUGUAACUAUGGCAACCGUUGCAGGUGGUACGGUGUAUCAGCCAGUGACUGUGGUCACGCCUCAAGGUCAAGUAGUGACACAAGCUUUGUCACCUGGAACCAUCAGGAUCCAGAAUUCACAGCUCCAGUUACAAUUAAACCAAGAUUUAAGCAUCUUGCAUCAAGAUGACGGGUCAUCAAAAAAUAAAAGAGGAGUUCUUCCAAAGCAUGCUACAAAUGUGAUGAGGUCUUGGCUUUUUCAGCACAUAGGGCAUCCAUAUCCAACAGAGGAUGAGAAAAAACAGAUAGCAGCACAAACCAAUCUGACAUUACUUCAGGUUAACAACUGGUUUAUCAAUGCUAGAAGACGAAUUCUUCAGCCAAUGUUGGACUCCAGCUGUUCUGAAACUCCCAAAACAAAGAAAAAAACAGCUCAAAACCGACCAGUUCAAAGGUUCUGGCCAGACUCCAUUGCAUCAGGAGUAGCUCAGCAUCAAUCAAAUGAACUUACAAUGUCAGAUGGAGCCGUUGUAACAAUUACAGCCCCAGUCAACAUGAAUGUAGACAGUCUGCAAUCACUUUCGUCUGAUGGUACUACUUUGGCUGUUCAGCAAGUCAUGAUGGCAGGGCAAAGUGAGGAUGAAUCUGUGGACAGCACUGAAGAUGACGGAGCAGACCUCUCAACCACAAACAUCAGUGGGCUGGUCUUGGAUAACAGUGAUUCUCUGCAAUAGGAAGCAAGAGAAUCUGGCCUAAAUAUAUAGGAAAAACAAUAGACUGACUGACUUUUUAUAGUUUGCACAGCAAACAUUUUACACAAGUUUUAUUUCUAAUAUGUUUUAUAUGUAGAUAUAGAAGAGUGCACUUUUUGUAUUUCAUAGUCGGCUUAAAGAGCGUCUUUACAGGUGCAGCAACUUCUUUCAAAUGUGUUGUUUUUGGUUUUGGUUUUGAAAUUCUAGUAAUUUAAGAGAGAAAGAGAGAAAA
Lacerta agilis (Sand lizard) is the source of this 1907-nucleotide messenger RNA. RefSeq names its product PBX/knotted 1 homeobox 1 (gene PKNOX1). Gene Ontology annotation, biological process: angiogenesis; regulation of transcription by RNA polymerase II. Bases 269 to 1657 code for a protein of 462 amino acids. Gene Ontology annotation, molecular function: RNA polymerase II cis-regulatory region sequence-specific DNA binding; DNA-binding transcription factor activity, RNA polymerase II-specific. Lineage: Eukaryota; Metazoa; Chordata; Lepidosauria; Squamata; Lacertidae. The record is from RefSeq and is a predicted model, not a curated record. The transcript is spliced from 13 exons.